This is a messenger RNA of Coregonus clupeaformis (lake whitefish), 2563 nucleotides long. RefSeq names its product E3 ubiquitin-protein ligase RNF34. Lineage: Eukaryota; Metazoa; Chordata; Actinopteri; Salmoniformes; Salmonidae. Gene Ontology annotation, molecular function: ubiquitin protein ligase activity. The transcript is spliced from 9 exons. The record is from RefSeq and is a predicted model, not a curated record. Gene Ontology annotation, biological process: protein K48-linked ubiquitination; proteasome-mediated ubiquitin-dependent protein catabolic process; negative regulation of extrinsic apoptotic signaling pathway via death domain receptors. Bases 137 to 1345 code for a protein of 402 amino acids. Gene Ontology annotation, cellular component: cytoplasm; plasma membrane.
GUUACCCUCGCUGCCUGGUUUCAAGCUCGAGAUGCUGGUGGAAAGAAGGAAGACGUAAAUGAAGUGAGGAUUCCUGAGUUUUUGCAAUGGUCAGACUAUCCAUUUAUUGCCACAAAUUCCACAACCCGGAGUUGCUAUGAAGGCGGGGGCCUCAUCCAUGUGGGCUUCAUGCUGUGGUCUGCUGAAUGAAGUCAUGGGCACAGGGGCAGUGAGAGGCCAGCAGCCCGGGUUCGGAGCCGGUGCCGGACCCUUCCGGUUCGCCCCCAGCACAGGAUACUCCACAUACCCGCCCACAACCUCAGGGAGCCCCAGCCUCAUAUGUAAGGCCUGUGGCCAGGCAUUCUCUGUCUUCAGGAGGAAGCCUGUGAAGGUUCUAUUGAAGAUUAAGCAUCAGUGUUGCUUUGUUAAGAACAAACGACCGUUCAAGCAUAUCUGCUGCGACUGUAAGAAAAGCUUCUGCACGCUGUGCUCCAUGCUUCAGGAGAACCUGCGUAUAUGUGCCACAUGUCACCUGCUGAAGGGGACAGCCUUCCAGAGACCACAGCUGAUGCGGCUGAGGGUCAAAGACCUGCGGCAGUACCUGCUGCUACGCAACGUCCCCACAGACACAUGCAGGGAGAAGGAGGACCUGGUGGACCUGGUGCUGUGUCACCAGGGGACCGAAGGGGAGGAGGACCCCGACAUGGCUAGCUUCAACUCCCGCUCCCUCUACACCCCGCCCCCCUCCGCCGCACGCUCCGCCUCCGAGCUGUCUGUGCUCUCCGCCUCUCACGGGGAAGCACUCAGCAGAAGUGACAGCUCAGGGACUACCAACCAGGAUAUAGGAGACGCCACGUCUCUCUCCAUCCUGAACCUGGAACCCAUUGAACACACACCAGAGGUGAGCCCUCUGACGCGGCAGCGAGCACGGGCCUCUCUCUCAGACGUCUCUGGCCUGAGGGACAUCGAAGGCCUGUCCGUCAGACAGCUGAAGGAGAUCCUGGCCAGGAACUUUGUCAACUAUUCAGGCUGCUGUGAGAAGUGGGAGCUGGUAGAUCGCGUCAGCCACUUGUACAGAGAGACAGAAGAGAACAGGAAGUCAUUGGAAAACGUGAACACAGCUAUAACUUCAGUGAUGGUCUUGCCCCUUCCUCCCAUCUGCAUUGGAGGGAUUGGAGAUGGGGGGAAGGCCCAGCUGACCAACCUGGAUGACAGUCUGUGCAGGAUCUGCAUGGACGCUGCGAUCGACUGCGUCCUCCUGGAGUGUGGUCACAUGGUCACCUGCACCAAGUGUGGUAAGCGGAUGAGCGAGUGUCCCAUCUGCAGGCAGUACGUUGUGAGAGCCGUGCACGUCUUCAAGUCCUAAUGACUCAACCCACAACCGCCACCACAGUCUCACAACCUCAACAAAACAUUCACCUCCAGAGAAACGGAGAUCUGUUGUUCUGUCACAGUCCAUACUGGGAGACUGCCUCCAUGCUCACCACCAGCCAACCGAAGUAGCUCAGAAAAAUUCCAAAAUACUUUGUUGUGGGUGUUCUCUGUUAUCAUCCCCUGAAACGCUUACAUUAUUUGCACACUUAAACAUGAAUAUUGGAAAUGCAGUGUUCUAUAUCUUUUUCACUUUUAUUAUUUAGUUUGACUAAUCAGUGUUUGAAGGAAAAGGGCAGCAGUCUACCGUCGUAUUAAUCCAUUCCAUUCCUAAACACAUCCUUGACUUGUUACUAUCUACCUUAUCUUCUCUACCUAUCAAGAAUGUGAGCUAUUCAAUCAUGUGCAUUGUUGUCUAACAUGAUGUAUCACUUUCGAAUCUGCCUACUAUGAACUGUAGCAUUUGCUGCAAAUGACUGCAUAGCUUAGUAAUUCUGAAGAAAAUACUGUACUGUGCAACAGAGGAGGAUGGGGGGUGAGCGAAUUAGGUGCCAAAUGAGAAUGUUUCCCCUCCCCCCAGUGUGAAUGUUAAUUAUUAGUACUGUAUGUCAUGAUGUCAUGAUGUAACCAAUCAGGUGGCACUUUGAUUUCACGUACACCAUUGUUCCCAGUUAUCUACAGAGUGAACCUUUAACUGUGACUGGUAACUCACUGUUCCUCCUGUCCAAAUGACCAAGCCCAUCAUGGAAUAUCUGUCCAUAUAGAGGUCUGUUUUGAUUCGACAGAGGAAGUCUGUCACAUUUGUAUUUUAAUUCAUAACAGCAAUAUCCAAUGUCAUUAUUUGCUCUUUUGUCAUGUCUUAGCACUGAAUGUUAAGAUGAAAAAGAAAAACAGGUGCUAAAUACAUUCAAAUGUUUUUCCUGUUUCAGCUAGUAUACCAACUUAAAUUGUGGAUAUGCUUUUAUUAACGGAAUAUUAUUGAUACAUUAUUGUAGUUUUAGCACAGAACUAAUCAAAGAUAGAGCUGCAACUUAACUGAAACUGGAAUAUAAAGUGUAUAUAUAAAGGAAAAGUGACUUGCUGUGCAUUUGCAUAUCACUGAGUUGUACAUACCUAUAUUUUUUCCAUUUAAUUUGAACGUGUAAUAUUGAAUUAUUGAAGAUGUCCCUCAGAUUUGGCUAGUUUAUUAUUAAAGAGUUAUGUUUCACUGUCA